Messenger RNA from Aspergillus ochraceoroseus IBT 24754, 747 nucleotides. RefSeq names its product eukaryotic translation initiation factor 4E. Gene Ontology annotation, cellular component: eukaryotic translation initiation factor 4F complex; cytoplasm. Gene Ontology annotation, molecular function: translation initiation factor activity; RNA 7-methylguanosine cap binding. NCBI's taxonomy places the organism in Eukaryota, Fungi, Ascomycota, Eurotiomycetes, Eurotiales, Aspergillaceae. Gene Ontology annotation, biological process: translational initiation. The coding region runs from base 1 to 747 and encodes 248 amino acids. The transcript has 3 exons. The record is from RefSeq and is a predicted model, not a curated record.
AUGGCUGCCGUUGCAGAGAACGGUCACCUCCCGGUGAACGACGAGAAUGCCGCACUUUCGGCCACCACGGCCGCGGAGACAGAACAGACUGAGAAGACCAGCGGCGACUCCAUCACCGUAUUCCACGAUCCCGAUAACUUCAACGUGAAGCACCCUCUCAUGCACGACUGGACUCUUUGGUUUACCAAGCCCCCCAGUGGCAAGGGCGACAACAACUGGAACGAUCUUCUGAAGGAGGUUGUUACAUUCAACUCGGUUGAAGAAUUCUGGGGCAUUUACAACAACAUUACACCGACUUCCGAACUUGGCCUCAAAGCAGACUACCACCUAUUCAAGAAAGGCAUCCGGCCAGAGUGGGAGGACCCCCAAAACAAGCACGGUGGCAAGUGGUCAUAUUCGUUCAGAGAUAAGCGCUCGGUCCCCAUCGACGAGUUGUGGCUGCACGCACAGUUGGCUGCUAUCGGUGAGACUCUGGAGAGCGACGGUGAUAGCGAAGUCAUGGGUGUCGUCGUGAAUGUCCGCAAGGGUUUCUACCGUGUUGGUCUCUGGACAAGGACGGUUGGCAAGAGCAUUCCUGGAGACAAGAACGGACGCACGCCCGCCCAGGGCAAGGACGUUCUCGAAUCCAUCGGUCGACGAUUCAAGGAAGUUCUCCGCCUUAACCCUGCUGAUGUGGUAGAGUUCUCCGGACACACCGACAGUGCGCACAGCGGCAGCACAAGGGCCAAGGCCAAGUACAGCGUUUAA